AUGGUCCUUCCAGCGGUGAAGUUAGCAACCCUUGCCCUCAAAACCAUCUCCAAACCCAUUGCUAAUCGGCUCAAGCGAGAGGCUGGCUUGCACCCGCGAUUUAGGCAGUUCAUCGUUAACAUUGCCCAGGCAAAUCAUCGAUUUACAACAAAUGUGCAAAGACGGAUUUAUGGUCAUGCAACUGAUGUUGCAAUACGCCCACUGAACGAGGAGAAAGCUGUUGGAGGCGCUGCAGUUAUUUUUGAAGUGCAAAGAAGCUCAAGAUCAGAAGCAAGAAAGGAGGAGCUACGUAGACAGGAAUUAGAGGCAAUGAGACAAAGAGAUGAAGAUUUAGCAAGAGAAGUUGAGCUGCUGAAGAAAAAACUUGAAGAGCUGGAACAACUUGCCAAAGGACGAGGAAUUGCCGGAUUUUUCAACUUCAGGAAUGCUCAAGGCCCUGAGAAUGGAAAGGGUAAAAUCCCAGUUUGA
Prunus armeniaca (apricot) is the source of this 468-nucleotide messenger RNA. The record is from the annotation of a GenBank genome assembly. NCBI's taxonomy places the organism in Eukaryota, Viridiplantae, Streptophyta, Magnoliopsida, Rosales, Rosaceae.